Messenger RNA from Rosa chinensis, 5120 nucleotides. Its product is annotated as disease resistance protein RPV1. The coding region runs from base 1 to 1926 and encodes 641 amino acids. Gene Ontology annotation, molecular function: ADP binding. Gene Ontology annotation, biological process: signal transduction; defense response. The record is from RefSeq and is a predicted model, not a curated record. NCBI's taxonomy places the organism in Eukaryota, Viridiplantae, Streptophyta, Magnoliopsida, Rosales, Rosaceae. The transcript is spliced from 9 exons.
AUGGCUCUUGCACUUGCAACAACUAUCUCUCCGAAUACUUGUCCAACUAGUUAUCAUGUGUUCUUGAGUUUCAGGGGUGAUACUCGCAAGACUUUUACUGACCACCUCUACACAGCCUUUGUCAAUUCAGGCUUUCGUACGUUUCGAGAUGACGACGAACUUCCAAGGGGACAUGAUAUCAAACCAGAACUGCGGAAAGCCAUCGAGCAGUCACGAAGUUCUGUUAUUGUGUUUUCACAAGACUAUGCGUCUUCCGGAUGGUGCCUUGAUGAGCUUGUGAUGAUCAUGGAACGCAAGAGGACCCGCGAUCACAUAGUUUUACCUGUCUUUUACGAUGUCGAUCCAUCCCAAGUAAGGAAGCAAACAGGAAGUCUUGCAAAAGCAUUUGCUAGACACGAAAGAAAUCAUUCCUUGAAGGACAAGGUGAAGCGAUGGAGGGCGGCACUCACAGAAGUUGCAGAUCUAGCAGGAAUGGUCUUGCAAAAUGAAGCCGACGGGCACGAGUCUAAGUUUAUCAAGAAAAUUGUAAGGGUAAUGAAAGAUAAACUAAGGCGCAUUCCCUUAAGUGUUGAACCCCACCUAAUUGGAGUAGAUUCUCAAACGGAAGGCAUCAAUUUAUGGUUACAAGAUGGAUCAGCUGAUGUUGGCAUACUUUUAAUUCAUGGGAUGCGUGGGAUAGGAAAAUCAACCAUAGCGAAAUUUGUUUACAACUCAAACUUUCAAAAAUUUGAGAGAUGCAGUUUCCUUGAAAAUGUCAGAGAAGUUUCAGAACAAUCAAAUGGCUUGCUUCGGCUACAAAAACAACUUCUUAGUGAUAUUUUGGGUGCAAAUGAAGUGAAAAUACACAAUAUUAGUGAAGGGAUGGCUAAGAUUGAAGAUUCUAUUAGCUCUGAAAGAGUUUUUCUUGUUCUCGAUGACGUGGAUCAUGUGGACCAAUUAGCUGCAUUACUGAGGAUGCAAAAUCGAUUUCAUCCAGGAAGUAAGAUCAUCAUAACAAGUACCUGUGCGGGAUUGUUGGGAGCUCACUGCCAAUUUGCUAAGUUGAAUGAGGUUAGAAUUCUGGGUGAGGAUGAUUCAUUAGCGCUCUUUAGUUGGCAUGCUUUUGGACAGGACCAUCCCAUUGGAAGUUAUACUGAUUACUCGAAAAGGGUAAUAGAUCAUUGUGGAGGACUUCCACUAGCUCUUAAAGUUUUAGGUUCUUCUUUAUCAGGAAAGAAUCUAGUUGUCUGGGAAAGUGCAUUGAACAAACUGGAAGCUAUUCCAAAUGGUGAAAUAAUGAAGAAACUCAAAAUAAGCUAUGAUUCCCUACAAGAUGAUCAUGACAGAAACUUAUUCCUUCAUAUUGCAUUCUUUUUCAUCGGAAUGGAGAAAGGUAUCAUUGUUACAAUCUUAGAUGACUAUGAUUUCUUCACAGAGGUUGGCAUUCAAAAUCUCAUUGAUAGAUGUUUGGUAACCACUGAUAAAGAUAACAAGCUGGUGCAAAUGCAUGACAUGAUUCGUGACAUGGGAAGAGAAAUUGUUCGUCUAGAAUCCAAGGAGCCAGAACGACGUAGUCGAGUAUGGCAUCAUAAGGAUUCUUUCAAAAUAUUGUCCGAAAAUAUUGGCACCCAAACAAUUGAAGGACUUGUUCUCAACAUGCAAAUGCACCCUUCGAGAAAUUCAAGUAAGGUAGUAUUGGAAACCAAUGCAUUUACAAGGAUGCACAAACUAAGACUCCUCCAACUCAGUCAUGUGCAGCUCAGUGGACGCUACAAAGAAUUUCCUGCAGGACUAAGAUGGCUUUGUUGGAUUAAAUUUCCUUUAGCUUCCUUGCCCGCUGAUUUUCCGUUGGAGAGCCUUGUUGCUCUUGAAAUGUGUUAUAGUAGUUUGAGACGACUUUGGAGGGGAACAAAGAGAGACUCAUUCUUGAAGAUUGUGCAAGAUUGAUAAAUGUUCAUGAAUCCAUCGGAGUCCUGAAGAGGCUUAUUUAUUUGAGUAUGAAAGAUUGCAAAAAUCUUAGGAAGCUUCCGGAGAACAUUUCUAUCCUAACCUUCCUUGAAACACUUAAUAUCUCUGGUUGCUCAAAUCUUAGAGAGUUUCCGACAGAAAUGAUGAAGAUACAGUCGUUGAAAGUGUUUCAAGCAGAUGGAGUUCCAAUACAUCGGUUACUAGUCACUACCACCAGGGAGGUCGUACUGUGUCCGACUGUAAAACUUUCUUGGGCUUCUUAUCUACCACGGAAUUUAGUAAACUUGAGUCUAAAAAACUGCAAUCUUUUGGAUGAUGAUUUUCCUAGUGAUGUUGCAAAUCUAGUGUCGUUGCAAAAAUUGGAUCUCAGCAGGAACCCAAUUUGUAGGCUGCCGGAUUGCAUCACAGGUGUUACCGGCCUCCAAUAUCUUAAUUUGGAGCAUUGUACAAAGCUCAAAUCACUUCUAUGGCAAUCAACAAAAUUAGUUGAAUUGAAGCUGUUCGGGUGCGCCUCAUUGGAAAAUAUAAGAUAUCAACCUUUACCGAUGAGACUUGCUCAUGGUUCGAACUCCAAUCUUGUUAAGUUUCAGGAUUUUUUUAUGUUGGAACCCAUUGAAAGAGUUGAUAAAGAAAUGCUAAAAGUUUUGAGCUUAGGAAACCUGGAAUCCCUGGAAAACUUUGUGAUGGACACAGUAUCUGAUGAAACCUCUAUAUGGAAAGGAAGAAUGCAUCCUCUGCAGGUCUCUCUCCAGGGACUGUACGAAGAUGGUGCAUUCACCACAUUCCUUCCUGGAAACGAAAUUCCAGGCCAGUUCAGCUAUAGAAGCAGAGGGUCCUCUGUAUCCUUUACUGUGCCUUUACUUCCCAAUCUCAAUAUACGAGGGCUGAAUAUCUUCUCGGUCAUAGCACAAUCAAACACCAAUGAUUCUGAUCCUAUGACCAAUAAUGUCAAUAUUGAUGGUUCAUAUUAUACGACAUUGACCAUUGUGAUUAGUGAUUAAUAAGAGCAGGGGGCUGAAGUGAAUCUAUGGUCCACAAUUCUCUGGCGUUCCAGGUGAAGGAAAAGAUGUGAGUUUGGGAAUCUACUGAAAUGUGGUUAUGAGGUGACUAUUUUAAUAUAUACAAUAUCUAAUUUCAAGGUAAAGGAGUGUGGCAUCCAGCUUGUUUACUACGAUGAGGAAAAUCAAGAGAAGAUAAGUAGUACCCAACUUGUGGCCUCCACCACGGACAAUCCUUAUUGGAUCCAUCCUUGUUUCCUACGAGCUGGAGUUUCGUCAACAAUACGUUUUCUUCCGGAAGAAGGAAUUAUUAAGACUGUAGGAUUGGAAUGUACCGAUCCUAAUUUAGGAUUGAAAACUGAUCGCAAGCCUAACACAAGACUGGAAACUGAUACCAGUCUGAACUCAGGAUCGAAACACUCUUGCAAUCCUAUCAGACAAGUGGACAAACAGACAAGCAUUGCAAAGGACAACCAGACAAAAGAAUCUCUCCUAACCAAAAGUCACAUGUCAAGACUGCAGCUUUGCUGCACCCAGCUCACAAGCAUGACUGUGCUUACAAGCCAUACAAGAGAUAAACCUUCACUACAUAAUGCCUUAUGAUCUGUCAGGAUUUGUACGAGAGUUUCAAUCACCAUACACCUGUAUUAGCAUAGCUUCAAACCAGUGUAUAAAUACCAUUGUAAAGAUGAACACUUCAGUUGAGAAUGAAUAUACAAAGUUUUACAUCAAAGUCUUAUUCUUUCUAUAUUUCAAUAUGAAUUUUAGCUUUUCUAUCUGGAAUAACCUUCCGAUGCUACCGCGAAGGAAUUGAAGGAAAUGUUGACGUCAUUAGGGAUAUCAAUGAAAAAUCAGGUAUAUGCAUCCGUGUUUUCAAAGGCGUCGCCGAGGCGAGCCCGGGGCGCGCUCCAGUGUGAGGCGACCAGAAAAAACCUCGCCGGAUCAAACUGAGACGUGCUGCUGGAAAAGCGGUCGCCCAGGCGAUGGAGCGUCGCUUUUUUGCAGAAGCGGCCCCUCAGGCGGCAGUGCGAGGAAGAAGAAGACGCGAGGAUUGAGAAGCAAAGUCGCAGGUCACUCUGGUCUCUGUGGCUUCUAGCGAAGGAAGGCGAGAAGAGUUCCACACCGAAACGAUGACGGAUGAGGCGUCGGGGAAUCUGGAGUACGAUUUCUAUUGGAACCCAAAAAAGUGAAGGCAGAGACCAUUGUGAGGUCGAAGAUGGCUUGGAUUUACGGCCAGCAGAGGAAUGUCUCGGCUCAGUUGCUGCGUCUCUUUUUCCAUGACUCCUUCAUUGAGAGAAAGAAGAGCAAGAGGGGGACCUCAUCCUCACGCUUGCAGCACAGAGUGGCAGCAAUAGCAAUAAACGAGGUUUCAUCCGCAGAGGUUGGAAGGGGACCAUGAUGACCACUGUCUUCCUUCUUUCUCUUCCUUUAGUUGCUCGCUCUUCUCUCUUCCAGCUGCAUGCGAAAGAAACAACAGUCCACAAGCUCUCCAUGAAUUUGUUGUAUUAAACUAUUAACUGGCCUGACGUCUUAAUGAAACUCACCUGAAAGUAUAUAUCUGAAUAACUGGAUUUUUAUUUGUUGGUCUUGUUGUUUCUUUCUUCAUGCAUACAGCUUUUCUAAUUGAUUGAUAGAGCUUUGAUAUGUUUGCAUUUUCGUAUCCCACUAUUAGUUUCCUAGUGAAAAUGACGAAAGCAUGGAUUUAACUUCUCUAUGACAAAUUGAUCUAUGCUUUUUAAGUUGUGAUUAUGAUAUUUUAGCUUUACGAGUUCUUAUCGUUGUUGAUAACAUUUGUAAGGCGCUGCUGUUCACUAUACACUGUUGGAUAUAUUGAUGAAAAGUAGGAGAACGGAGAAAGUGGAAAUAGAAUAAAUAAAACAACUUUGAGGAUAACACAAUGUUUGGAAUUUGUGAUAUAGCAGAAUCGAGGAAUUCCCUUGGAAAAUACUAGAAGGAAAUUUUAUGGUUAUAAGAGAAGAAGAGGGAGAAGAUAGGAGUCAAUUGCAAAAUGAUUUGAUGAUUGAAUCUGGUGGCAUGUACGGUUGUUUAUAUAGAGAUCAAGAGGUGUCAAAUGCACCAUUUCAAUAUAAACAUAAUUGUUCAAUUUAAAGGUAUGUACCUCUUCAUAAUUUUAUCUUGUCUGUUCACUAUAAUCAUAAAUCUGAUUAUGUAUAA